AUGAAAGGUUGGUGGCACUUUGCAUUCUUGUUUUUUUUUUCUUUUUCUUUCUUCUUCGGACGGGGUAGAGAGGAUACGCGCUAGGAAAUUCGGUAAAAGUGGCUUGGAGCAGUCGCCGUUUGCUCAGGUACAAUCCAACAAUGGAUCGACUCGAAGAACGUUUACCUGCUUUACUCUUGUGAUUGUUUCUCCUCCUUUAAGUCAAUUCUGUAUGUAGAUCUGGACUGAAUCGAUUUGGUCGGGAAGUCAGUAAAAUGGAAAUGAAAUGACUGUCUGAUAUUAAGAAAUCAUGAAAUACUUUCACUACAGAUUUGUUUGCAAAAGCUAAAACAACUUGAAUCAAGAGCCCUUUUUUCUCACACGGUUACGAAAAAGUGCGCUAACAAUUGCCGACAGUCGGACCAUAGGUACCCGUUAAUGGAAAGAUUGUUCAUCCCAGAGGACUAUUUUUAAUUUUUUUAAUGAUUUUAUUACAGUGACGAGUCUACAGAACGCUGAUGAUGGCGCCUCUAACGUCAGGAAUGUAAGUUUUCCCUAUUUCAAUAGUUCAAAAAAACACAAAACACUUCAUUUUUUAGCUUUUAACACUAACAGUAAAAAAAAUUCUUUGAAACAGUAAAUUUUUUCCAGAAAGAAGCAAAAACGGCUCCAAAAAGGUCAAUAUUAUUUUGUUUAGUAUAUCAACGUGGUUUCGGCCAUUUUACGACAAUUCCGGGUUAAUUCAGAAGAUUUCCUGAUGCCACCGACGAUUCCCGAGGACUGUCGAAGAUUUCCGAAGACUAACGAAGAGGUCCGACCAUUGCCAAAGAUGUCCGAAAAACCCUCCAAACACUUGACAGUAUUUUCUUCGGAAACAGUAAACAUUAAAAAUUGGCAAAUUUAACAGCAAACACUAAAGAUUACGGGCAAAUAGCAGUAAAAACUAAACCCCAUUCAGACCCUCUACCAACAAAGUACAAUUAUUAAUUACCCUAGGCAGAUAUGCGACAUCGUCAAGACAGGGGUGGAAAAGGGGUAAUUUUGUCUUCCCGUUUUUUCGUAUCUCGACGCAUCAGUUUUAACGAACCAUGCAAAUUCCUAUCUUGAAACCUAAAACUUUUUCAGCCAAAUUUUAUUUUUUGCCUACCAUUCUUCCUGCCAUAGGGAUCAGUCUACAGUUCUAAUUUUUAAAUUUGAUAUUGAAGAUUUUACUGAUCUAAAGAUCCGACUGCCCCUCACUGGUUCGUCGUUGUGGUUUUCCUUCACAAGUGUUGCUUUUCUCAUGGCCAUUAAUUCCUGAUUGACGCUUCUAUUAUAGAAUCAGAAGGAACAAAAACAAUCCUGUGCCCCACUCAGUGAACCCUCAGGAUCAGAUGUUAAAAAGGUUGGCUGCUUGAUAUUCAUGUCACUAAAGUAAAGCUCUAAGGCUGGUCUCCAUAGGGGCCCUGUACCUUAAAAAAUUAAUUUACAUUAAUAAUUUUCAUAAACUAUUACAUUUAAAGAGCGUAAUAAAAUACAGUAAUAGAAUUUAAAGCCUAAAAAUAAUAAACUAUCAAAGUUAUGAUAAAAAGAAAUGUCUUGCUCGGUGCCAGAACGUCUGAAUGUUUUCACUCUUCACAAUGUUUAAAGGGAGUUUGUUAAAAAUUUUUGCGCCAGUAAAAAGAAAGGUCCUUUUCCCAAAAGUCUGUUUAACGUUUGGUAGGGAUAGCCUCAUACUUUGCCUUGUGGAAUAAUUGAGUGAAUGUUCGAAAAUCUAGUGAAAAUAUAAUGAAAAAUAACUGGAGGAGCUAAUGAGUGAUUUUAACCUUGUGGUAAGAGCGUCUGCUGGAAAGAGUCAAUGCAAGCUGCUCUAUUGCUUGAUAUGAGCGAGAGCAACGAGUGAAAAUCCGUGUAGAUCUAUUGUGUUGGCGCUGUAGUCGAUCUAUAUCUUGUACAUUUCUGUUUGCAAAAUAAACAAGACCGUGCCUCAGUACCGAUGCAAAUAUUAGCUGAGGAUAAUUAAUUUGAUGCCGCCAGGACUUGCUAAAUUUUUAGGAGGUUUAUUAACUUUUUAAUUUUGUAAUCAGCAAAGAGGACCCGAGUGGGACGUCAUCGACAUGCGUGUACCCAACUCAAUGGGCAACUGAGCUCGACACUGGAACAUGAAAAUAGUGUUUGAAGGAUUAUUAAGCCUCGGUCUUUUUGUUCAUAAUCAAAUCUGUUUCCAGUUCGAAUGACGUCUUUGGAAACGACCAUUUUGAAAAAAAAAUCUUUCCGAGUCGACCGUAAUAUUGGCACUCGAAUUCCUCAGAGUGUCGCUUUAAGUAACUAUAAUAUUUAUUUUUUAUCCCUUUAAAUCUCUUUGUAGGGAAGACCUCGAAAAUAUUUGUUUCAAGUGAACGGUCACAUGUGUGCUUGUUCUGUAAGAAGCCGCAAAAAAAGGUCAGAAGACACCAAACCAGAAAGCACAAAAAUGAAUCACAAGUGGCGAAAGCAAUGGCCAUGGAAACUGCCCAGGAGCAAGAUUUGGCAUUUGAGAGGCUUCGCCUCUUAGGUGAUUACCAACACAACUGCGACGUGUUGGCCCUGGGCGAGGGAGAAUUAAUCGUGGUGCGAAUGCCGAAAAACGUAGAAGAAGGGAUUGCCGCUAACUACUUGCCUUGCCCUAGUUGUAUGGGUUUUUAUGGCCUCAGAGCUCUGGAGGCACCGACAAAAUUGCCCCAUCGGUCCCAAGAGACUCCCCAAAAUGGUCGAGGGUACAGCAAGAAGCUAAGCUUCUAUUACCAACAACUGUAUUGUCCACCAAAGAUGUGA
This is a messenger RNA of Porites lobata, 2772 nucleotides long. NCBI's taxonomy places the organism in Eukaryota, Metazoa, Cnidaria, Anthozoa, Scleractinia, Poritidae. The record is from the annotation of a GenBank genome assembly.